GCUGCUGCCGUAGCCCACAGACCAGACAGCAGCAGCAGCACGAAUAUCUAACACCGGGGAUGGUCUCAUCACUUUUAAAAAACACUAUCAACGUUAUAUCUCCACAAAAUGAAGUUCCCUUACUCAUAGGUUCGCGAGGAUAUGGUGAGGAGAAGGCGUCCCAUGCUGCAUUAGUGGAACAGUGACAUGCUGGCCUGUCUGCCAGCAUCAGGUGACCCUACCAUCAGACUUCUCUCCCGCACGCAGAUGAACACUGGACUUCAGAAAUGGGAAACUACACAGAAGAUGAGAUCUGCCAACUAUCCAACCCCAGCAGAGUUGGAUGCCUAUGCUAAGAAAGUUGCCAACAACCCUCUGACCAUCCAGAUCUUCCCCAACAGUGUCAAAGUACCUCAAAGGAAGCACAUUCGCCGCACAGUCAACGGGCUUGACACCUCCUCGUCCAGCCAGCGCCACAGCCCCUACCCGUCUCAGGUCAGCUCCAGUCGGGGUCUGCUGGCUGUCCUCCGUACGCCCGCCAAAGGCGUCAAAGAGUCGGACGCUAGCCGCACCCGGCAGCUUCAGAAGGGCGUCAUGAACCCUCACGGUGGGCCCUACGCCGCUCAAAGCACUUUAAAUCUUCCUCAGCCUGCGCCGCACCUACAGGGCCCGUCUCAGCCCGCGGCCCAGAAGCAGGGCAUGGUUCACCCACAGGCGCUCCAUCAAAGCAUGACUCAUCAGAUGACUUUACAGCUGCCUCAAACCGUGCCGCACCCACAGGCUUUACAGCAUAGGAACAUGGCUCAUUCGCAAGCUCUGCAGCGGCAGCAGAGUCUGUCCCAGGUCCAGACACCGCAGCAAAGAUUGGCUCCUCCACAAGGCAUACAGAGGCAGCAGAGUCUGCCUCACACCCAGGCUCUGCAGCAGCAGCAGCAGCAGCAGCAGCAGAGCCAGUCUUGUCCACCAGUCGCACCGCAGCAGCACCUCUCUCAUCUGCAGACACUAAAGCAUCAGGCGGCUCCCCCGCAAACUUUACUUUCACAACAGGGAGCGACUCAGGAUCUGCGCCACAUGUCCGAUGGAGCCCAGCUUCCGAGCCUGCAGCACAGCCAGGGGCUGGUCGGCUCCCAGCCGCUUCCCCAGGCCGUGGGCACAGGACCUCCCACCGUGCCCAGCAGCCUCCAGCAGCCCCCGCCGGGGGCGUACGGGCCCCGGAAGCUCCCCGACGCGGACGCCCCACCAAAUGUAACUGUAUCUACCUCCACCAUCCCACUGUCCAUGGCGGCCAGCUUGCAUCAGAACCGGCCGAGCGACCUGAGCAGCAUCGUGCACCAAAUCAACCAGUUGUGCCAGGCGCGGGCCGGUAUGGGCGCCACCUCGGUCUGCGAGGGCCAGAUCGCGAACCCCAGCCCCAUCAGCCGCAACCUGCUGAUCAACGCCAGCUCCAGGGUGUCCUGUCACCACCCGGCACUGGGCUCCGUGCCCAGCUGCCUCAUGGUGGGACCCUCAGACAAAGCUACAGCUCAGACUCCCAACGCUGCUCUCCAUUCCCAGCCCAGUAUAGCUGCUACUAAUAGCAUACCUGCCUUUCACGCAGACCCAGAGAAGGUACAUCUGCAGCAGCAGCAACAGCUGCAGCACCAUUUACAUCAGCAGAAACAGUUACAGCAGCAGCAUCAUCAUCUACAACAACUACAACAGCUGCAGCAGCAGCAGCGCUCCUGGGCCCAGCAUCAGCUGGCCCACAUGCAGCAGCCGCCCGAGGGGGCACAUCCCUGCAAGAACCCAAGGAUGGAGCCUCCGAGCGAGUGCGCCUUCCCCUCUCGAAACCUCAGCUAUUCCAACAAGCUGCCCAACACUGCACAGUCCUUUCCCCUAAAACACCCCGCGGAAAAGCCACGGCCUUCGUCCCCCGUCAACUGCCCGGUAGGUUCUAUGCCUUACGUUAACGGCCACUACAUGCAGCCACCGUGGGGCGGCCUUCCCGCCACAGCAGGGAACAAUGGAACGGGCCCUCAGGACCUCCCGGUGGCCUUCCAGGGAGGGCAGGCCGCCGCCUCCACGGACCGCAUCCGAGGGGCAAAGUACAGGCCGGGGAAAGAGUGUCCUCCCGGCCAGCCCAAGUUGAUGCAGAACGUGGAUUUCUUAGGAGGGGACUUCCAGAUGCCCAGCUUUCAGGAGCAGAACAUGGCUGUGUUGGAGAAGAUGCACAGGUCAGCCAUGGGCCAAGUUCAGGAGCCCAAUAAUGGUGGGAGUGUUCACGCUCAUCACCCGGGCUACCGUUAAAGCGUGCGCAUAUCUCCCUCUCCCCUCCGCCCCCCCCAUCCCCCCACCCCCUCCUCUUGGUGUGUUCAACAGCCACUUUCAGCUUCUGUGGUUCAUUCUCUAUUUAAGAUCUUGCAAGUGAUCAAUUGUAUUUUAUUGCUCCUAGGGAUGUUAAUGAUUAACCGUUAACCGACAAUAAGAAUUGACCGAUUCAGUACUCUCAGUUGAAAACAGUUAAAAAAAAAAACACUUCCAACUAAAAUAAGUUAACAUUUUUGCAUGAUUUUAAAAGAACGAUA
Messenger RNA from Perca fluviatilis (European perch), 2543 nucleotides. Its product is annotated as protein FAM222B-like. The record is from RefSeq and is a predicted model, not a curated record. NCBI's taxonomy places the organism in Eukaryota, Metazoa, Chordata, Actinopteri, Perciformes, Percidae. The transcript has 3 exons. Bases 187 to 2265 code for a protein of 692 amino acids.